AUGCACUUUCUGGCUCGGAUUACCGCCCUUUUCGUGCUUAUCUCCACAGCAUGGGCCCUCCUUUCGUCAUUGCCCGAGACUCAGGUCUUGGUCAUGUACGACGCGACAUUGUCGCUGCCUGAAGACGCCAACUUGGACCAUCUUCUAGAAGUCAAUGACAAGUACAAGGUCAGCUACGUGGAUUACGCUGACGAUGCAGCCCAAUUGUUUUUGGGCGAGGAUUCUAUUUAUAGCCACGUGGUGUUUUUGCCUUCGCUGAAGCGUAGUGCUGCUGCCACCGGUAUCGUGGACAAGUUCAAGUUGCUUGAAUUCUUCAACAAAGGUGGUAAUGUGUUGGCUGUGCUGGCAGCUGAGAGCUCUUUGCCUGAACACGUGCGUUUGUUUUUGAACGAAGCUGGAAUCUACCCUGCUCCAAAGGGCUUUGUGGUUGAUGACCACUUUGAGAAGGUGUCUGUGGGAGCCUCCAACGUCGUGGAGCCCCGCAUCAUUGGCACUGCCGACGUUCCAGAGUACAAGGGCACGGCUGCUUUGGUCAGCAACAACGCCUUUGCGCUUCCCCUCGUCAAGGGUGCCAAAACCUCGUUCACCGCUAGCCCCAAGGAUUCUGCGUUGAUCGCCGAGAAGACAUGGACUUUGGGCGAGCAGGGCUUCUUGGCUGCUGCUUUCCAGGGUCUCAACAGUGCUCGUAUCGCUUGGGUUGGUUCUGAGCAAUUGCUCAACGAGGACUUGGUCCGCUGGGUGUUCCAGGAGAAGGGCGUGUUGAAGUUGCAGUUUGUUGAGCACUACAAGGCUGACGAGCCAGGUCUCUCCAACCGCACGCAGUACAGAAUCAAGAACGACGUGGUGUACACGGCCGGUGUUUCUGAGUGGAAGGACGGCCAGUGGGUGCCAUACGUCCCAGCCACUGAGGACGACGUCUUGCAAUUGUCUUUCAAGAUGUUGGACCCAUACCAGCGUUUGAACUUGACCGCUUUGGGCCCUGGCGCUUCUACUGAAAAUGGCCCCGAUGACUUGACCAUCUUCUACGUCAACUUCACCACCCCAGACCACCACGGCAUGUUCACCUUUGAAUUGGACUACAAGCGUCCUGGCUUGACUUUCAUCGAAGACAGACGCGUAGUCACCGUGAGACACUUGGCCAAUGACGAGUACAAGCGUUCGUGGGACAUCCCUAACUCCUGGUUGUACUUGGUGACUUUUGGCACCGUCGUGGCUGCCUGGUUCUUGUUCGUCAUGAACUUUUUGUACAUCGGCGAGAAGAAGCCCAACGGAGCAUCUGCCGCCAAGGAGGCUGCAGAGAAGAAGGCCGAAAAGAAAUAG
This is a messenger RNA of Candidozyma duobushaemuli, 1320 nucleotides long. RefSeq names its product dolichyl-diphosphooligosaccharide-protein glycotransferase (gene WBP1). Lineage: Eukaryota; Fungi; Ascomycota; Pichiomycetes; Serinales; Metschnikowiaceae. Gene Ontology annotation, cellular component: oligosaccharyltransferase complex; endoplasmic reticulum membrane. The coding region runs from base 1 to 1320 and encodes 439 amino acids. The record is from RefSeq and is a predicted model, not a curated record. The transcript has a single exon.